This is a messenger RNA of Haliotis rubra (blacklip abalone), 1609 nucleotides long. Its product is annotated as MIT domain-containing protein 1-like. Gene Ontology annotation, biological process: midbody abscission. The record is from RefSeq and is a predicted model, not a curated record. Gene Ontology annotation, cellular component: midbody. Lineage: Eukaryota; Metazoa; Mollusca; Gastropoda; Lepetellida; Haliotidae.
UGACUUCCGGUGGAAAGAACAGACGCUCGUGUGUUGUGUAGUUUUGCAAGCAAUGGUAGCUUCAUCUUGACAGUCUUUAGAAAAUAGCUGUCAUUCAGACAAAAGCUAGAACUCGCUUCGGUCCUAUUCCUUCUACCAAGAUUCAACUGUUUUAACAGUGCGUGUCUUUAAUGAGUUCAAAGAAUGGGUGAUGCGGCCAAGUUGGCAGGAGUAGAGACCUCUGCGAAGUCUUUUUUGAAAAGAGCUGUGGAGCUUGAUUCGUCGCGUAGGUUUGACGAGGCAGUCACCUGCUACCAGGAAGGAUUGCAGCUGUUAUUAGAAGUUCUCAAAGGUACACAGGAUGACGCAAAGAAGAAAAAGUACCGCGAGAAGAUAUCAGAGUACAUGGCUCGGGCAGAAGAACUGAAACAGCAUGUCAAAGAAGAAAAAAGAAGGUACAACCCUGGAAAAUACCAUGAACAAAUCCGCAUUGAGGCCAAUUCUACAGGUCAUACGUAUGAGAAGUUAUUCUCUCGCUUCAUUGACAAGUCUGUAUCAGAAAUAGAAGUGGAAGAUCCCUACAUCCGUCCCUCACCGCAGGUUUACAACUUCCUGCGGUUCUGCGAGCUGGUUGUGAAACGUGGCCCCAAUGUGAAGAAGAUGAAGCUAAUCACGGGAGCAGAUAAUGAGGGACAGGGUCAGCAGCAGCGACUUCACCAGGUGGGGCAGAGUCUACACCAACAUGGCAUACAUCUGGAGGUAGAUUUCUCCUCAACACUACAUGACAGGGAGAUCAGAUUCAACAAUGGCUGGGUGAUCAAGAUUGGACGAGGACUAGAUAUGUACAAGGCUACAGAGAACAAGUUUUCCAUAGGAUUUUGUGACUUUGAACUGAGACAUUGCCAUGAAACAACUGUUGAUAUUUUCCAUAGGAAGAAUGUCAAAUCUGAGCCUGUUGAAAGCUGACGUAUAGGAGAGAUCUGACUGCUGUUCAGUGCCAAGAUCAUCUUAGCUGUGAUAGACAACUCAAUGAGAGUUCGAAGCUAUGGCUAUUUUCUGCAUAUUUGUACACAGGGACCCACUAGUUGUGAUGAUUGGCAUGAUACGUUGCAUACUUUAAAUAAUCUCAAUUGCAAAGUUUGUGUAUGGUAUUCCAGAAGUUUCAAAUUUUAAGCUUACAGUGACCAAUUUUUACAUCAAUGUUUACCUCCUUCGGCCUCCACUAUUUUCUAGUAGUGGUAACCCAGACUCAGCUCAAUGUUUGUUUAAUCAGUACAACAGCCAUCAUCAUAAUCAUACAUGUGCACAUGGUUUUAUCCCUUUUUUAUGCUGUGAUAUGAAAUAUCUGUUGUAUUUUUUCAAUUAAACAAUAGCUUUUACCUUUUUUAUGGACUGAUAAUUAAGAAUUCUCACAAGAAAGUAACCGGAAAAGCAUAGUGAUCACAAACAGCUGAUUUCUAGGAUGUGUGAAGCUUUUCAAACCCACAAUUAUCCAUAAGCUCAUUAUUCUGUAUGUAAAUAGUAUGUAUUUCAUGUGAAACGAUAAUAUUGUUCCACACGAUGUCUGUUAGGGUGCAGUGGAGUUUUGACAUAAUGUUUUACCCUAAUAAAUCAAUUGUAUUUUUCAUGA